Molecule: messenger RNA, 2289 nt
Organism: Penicillium waksmanii
Lineage: Eukaryota; Fungi; Ascomycota; Eurotiomycetes; Eurotiales; Aspergillaceae
Exons: 2
Coding region: 1-2289 (762 amino acids)
Biological process (GO): cytoplasmic microtubule organization; spindle assembly; meiotic cell cycle
Cellular component (GO): gamma-tubulin complex; equatorial microtubule organizing center; spindle pole
Molecular function (GO): microtubule minus-end binding; gamma-tubulin binding
Source: RefSeq, a predicted model, not a curated record
AUGCUCCACGAGAUCCUCCUCUCCCUCUCCGGCCAGCCGUCGCCCCUCCUCGGUUCUCCACAGGUGGAAGACGCUAUCCCGCAAGAUGAUCUCGCCCUUCUCUCUCCCCCGGAGAAAGCCCUCCUCGGAUCGAUUGCCCGCUUGAGUGAGCUUCACGCCAAGCUACGAUCACAUACCUCCCUCAUAUCUUCCUCACAUCGCUCUGUCAUCUGCCGCUCCGUAUCUACGACUAUCGUUGCGACUCACCUCGGCGAAUUCCAGAAAAAGAUCCUCCAAGUCGAGAAGGCGAUUCUUGCGGAAGAUAGCGGUUAUGUCGAAUGGCUAUGGGAGAUUAUUACCUUCAUUCAACCGGAAACCCGCUAUUCAGGCCUUCGAUAUGGGUGCUCGGGGGCUGCACUAAUCAAUCACCUGCGCGAUGGACUGCAAACCGGAUACCUAGACAUCAAAGACAUGGCCAUUCAACUUGUGACCGCAGCAGAAACGGCAUGGAUGAAACAGCUCUCCAUGUGGCUGUUAUAUGGUAAAUUGCCCAUGUAUGGCAAGGAGGACUUUUUUAUCCAAGAGGAUCCCAACAGAGAGCAAGACGAUGCUCAGUUCAAGAUGCAGACGGAUUUGCUCCCGAGCUUCGUCUCUGAGCAAACAGCAGGGUCUAUUUUGUUCAUCGGCAAGUCGUUAAAUCACAUUCGUGCGAAACGAAAAACCCCCAGUGGAAUAUCAACUGCGCCAGUGAAGUUGUACCAGGAACAUAUCGAGCAGCUUUCUGGUCUCAAAUUGCCUAUAUCAUCCCCCAAGCUUUCUACUGCUGUAGACUGCAUUCGACUAUCAUUGUCCCAAUCCGCUUUAUCUAAACUGCUUCCCUUGCCCAAGAUACUCGAGAUGCUCACAUUGCUCAACGACUUUCUACUCCUCGGACGGGGGGAGUUUGCGGUGGCGCUUGUUGCACAUGCUGAUUCUAGAAUUGAGGAAAGUCGGCGACGCGGUGCACUAGCUCGGAUUCAGCAGUCGGGUGCAUUGGACAGCUUUCUUAUCAAGGAAGGGGAUGUGGUGACUUCGUUGGCCCAUGCAUGGGCUGAACUGUUCUCCCUACAAAAAGAAGAGGAUCCAGCAGACGAGGGAUUAGAGCUGGCUCGCGAGCUCCUUAGGCUGUCGGUCAGUGAUGGGAGGAAUGACUGUGCUGCAACCCCAUCGUAUAGCUCCAACACUAUCCCUGAAAUUGCCAGGGUCUCAUUUGAGGACCUCCUUUUCCCUACCCCAACAUGCUUAACGGCCCAGGUACGCGCGCCCCUGGACCUGUUCCUCUCAAGUUCCGAUAUUGCAAUAUAUUCCAAGAUUCAUUCUUAUCUCCUCGGAAUUCGACGCGCCCAAAUCCGCCUCGGUGAUUUGUGGAAACGAACCUCUCUUCGCAGAACUCAUGGCAGCGCACGAAUGCCACCACGAAGCAACAAUGCCUUCUUGCAGAAUAAGCUGAGGCAGAACCGUGAGAGGACAAAUUCUCGCACGCAGCAAAUGCGACCAAUAUGGGCGACUUCCAGUGCCUGUCUAUUUGUUCUUUCGGAGAUUGGCAGCUUCUUCCAGGGCGAGGUGAUACACGAGUCCUGGCAACACCUCCGUGAAUGGAUAGAAAAGGAUAACGUAUUACCCACAUCUGCUCCUAAUUCUCGGCCUGGGACGGCGACUUCUUUCAAGGCCCCAAGAACGUCUCAGACCACUCCUCUUGAUCACCCGUCUAGCCGACCAUCAUCUCGACCAGGCACAGCGUCCAUGGGUCGACAUGACCCAGAAGCAUUGACUGUCGCACAUCGACGCCACUUAACGAGCGUCAUCCAGUCCUUAUUUUUAACAGACGUACCCUUCACCAGUGUACUUCGGACUCUCCUGACGAGUGUCGAUCGCUUCGUUGCCCUCACAAUCAGACUGGAUACCAUCCAACGAAAUAUGGAUCUAGAGACGGAUGAAGGUGUUGUGGAUGCGCUGGUAGACUACGCACAGGAAGAGCGAGAAGUUUGGCAGGAACUGAUGGAGACGCGCAAAGACGUUAAGACAGGCAUUCAGGAUCUUGUCGCGACUCUGCGGGACAUUGACGAGCGACGCUCGGGCUCAGACUACCCUGCUAGCAACGGCACAACAGGGCCAAGAAGAUGGCCUGAUGGGAGCACUGGCCCCAGCUUCAGUCACUACCAGCCGCGUAAGCCGGCAGGGGUGGACCGGCUACUCAUGAAGUUGGACUUUGGAAGUCUACGCAGCGCGGGGGGUCAGAUAAACGCACCUGGCUUGGUUGAUCUGGAAUAG